AUGGAUGAAAGAAUACAAAUUCUUGGUGCAGCUGUGAAGAUUUUAUAUGGGAAUGUAAGGCUUCUCAUCAGGCUGGACUCUCGCCUCCACACCCCCAUGUACUUCUUCCUCAGCCACUUGGCCUUAACUGACCUCUUUACUUCAUUUGACACAGUUCCUAAGAUGCUGAUAAACAUGUGCUCUGAAGACCAAUUUAUCUCCUAUGCUGGGUGCAUCUCGCAAAUGUAUUUCUUCAUGCAUUUUAGUUGUAUUGACAGCUUUCUUCUCACAGUGAUGGCCUAUGACAGGUAUGUGGCCAUCUGUCACCCUCUCCACUACACCACCAUCAUGAGGGAUGAGCUCUGUAUCAUUCUAGUGGCUGUGUCCUGGUUUCUCUCUGGUGCCCAUUCUUUGUUGCACACCCUCCUGGUGGACCAGUUGUCCUUCUCUGCAGAUAACACAGUGUCUCAUUUCUUUUGUGAUCUUGCUGCUUUGCUCAAAUUGUCCUGCUCUGACACCUCUGUCAAUGAGCUGGUCAUCUUCACUGUGGGGGCACUGGGAAUCAUCAUACCACUGAUUGGCAUCCUAAUCUCUCAAGUCCGUAUUGGAGUUUCCAUCCUGAGAGUUCCCUCUACCAAAGGGAUCUGCAAAGCCUUGUCCACCUGCGGCUCCCACCUCUCUGUGGUUUUUCUAUUCUAUGGGACAAUUAUGGUACUGUACAUUUUCCCAUCAUCAAACAACUCCAAUGACAAAGACAUCGUUGCUUCAGUGAUGUAUACAGUGGUAACUCCUAUGCUGAACCCCUUCAUCUACAGCCUGAGGAACAGAGACAUGAAGGGGGCCUUGGGGAGACUUUUCAGGAGGUAG
This is a messenger RNA of Galeopterus variegatus (Sunda flying lemur), 846 nucleotides long. RefSeq names its product olfactory receptor 1J4-like. Gene Ontology annotation, molecular function: olfactory receptor activity; G protein-coupled receptor activity. Gene Ontology annotation, biological process: G protein-coupled receptor signaling pathway. The transcript is spliced from 2 exons. Gene Ontology annotation, cellular component: membrane. Bases 1 to 846 code for a protein of 281 amino acids. The record is from RefSeq and is a predicted model, not a curated record. Lineage: Eukaryota; Metazoa; Chordata; Mammalia; Dermoptera; Cynocephalidae.